AUGGAGAACCAGCAACAACUUCCGACCGAGUUGUAUUGGGGUACUCCUCACGACGUUUGCCAGAUAGAAGGAUUCUGGUACAUGGCCGGUUUUAUGGAAGCCACGACCGCCUUCAGGUCAGAAUUCGAGCCGAUGAAGGACGACAUUCUCUUGACAUCUUUCACGAAAACAGGAACAACCUGGCUCAAGGCUCUCUGCUACAACAUCCUCGACGAGGAAGAGAAUGACGUUCUGGCGAAGGAGAACCCCCACGAUGUGGUCCCCACGCUCGACAGCACUUUCCUCCAAGACCAAGUGCAGCAUCUGCUGGUGAAUUCCCCUCCGGGGCGCAGCAGAUUGCUCCACACCCAUCUCCCCUGCAGUUACCUGCCGGAGAAGGUGAGGAGCUCGGGAUGCAAGCUCGUGUACGUGGCGCGAAACCCCAAGGACACGCUGGUGUCGCUGUGGCAUUUCCUCAACAAGAACCUGAAAGCCGACCCGUUCCCGCUGGAGAGAGCGGUGGAGACCUUCUGCAGGGGGGUUAUGCCUUUCGGGCCCUUUUACGAGCACGUGGUGGGAUACUGGGAAGAGAGCAAGAAGCGGCCGGAUGAGGUGUUGUUUCUCAAGUACGAGGACCUGUGCAGAAACCCGAGAGAGCAAGUGAGGAAUCUGGCCUCGUUUCUCGGUCGGGAAGCGAAUAUAGAUGUGGAGAAGGUACUGUGGCGGAGCAGUCUGAACAGACUUAAGGAGUUGAAGGUCAACAAGGAUGACGAUAUUAAGGAAGGACAACAUGUUCACCACUCCGCCUUUUUCAGGACGGGAACGGUUGGGGAUUGGAAGAACUACUUGACUCCCGACAUGGUUCAACGUAUUGAUCAGCUCACACAAUGCUUGUAA
Messenger RNA from Linum tenue, 876 nucleotides. The record is from the annotation of a GenBank genome assembly. Lineage: Eukaryota; Viridiplantae; Streptophyta; Magnoliopsida; Malpighiales; Linaceae.